Messenger RNA from Sabethes cyaneus, 7425 nucleotides. Its product is annotated as hemicentin-1-like. Gene Ontology annotation, cellular component: cell-cell junction. The coding region runs from base 1133 to 4945 and encodes 1270 amino acids. Gene Ontology annotation, biological process: cell-cell adhesion. The transcript is spliced from 9 exons. Lineage: Eukaryota; Metazoa; Arthropoda; Insecta; Diptera; Culicidae. Gene Ontology annotation, molecular function: cell adhesion molecule binding. The record is from RefSeq and is a predicted model, not a curated record.
GACUGUUUUCUUGGAUUGCUGGCUAGAGUAAGAAAGAGCACUGCGGGUCGGUGAUUCCUGGCUACCUGGAGUUACCUGUUGACCCUUGCAUCCCGUCACAUUCACCCGUGCAGAACGAGCGGCGCGAAACCGUGGCUGCGUGCGCGUGUGUGUGAGAGAGUAGGUGCGGGUUAUAACAAUUAGAUGAAACAAUAGACGCGUGUGUGCAGAAACAAAAGGCUGACAGUUGUGGCGAUCCUGAAUCGGAUUUAAAUUACUGGAUAAGAAACCUAAUUAGUGGCAUCCGAGGAAAGCGAGACGAGUAACAGUGAUUGGUGUUCGAUUGAUUAUGCUAAUUUGUGAUGAUUUAAUUUCGCUAAUUACACUGCAACUUGUUUACUGUGGCUGAUUCGUGGCAUUUGUUUACAUUUUACGACUGAAGAGUUGCUGAGCGAAACGGGCAGAAGGUGAAGUGCACUAUGAAACGCGAAAUGAAGCAAUAGAAGGAAAGUGCGAAACACAACAAAUGUUUAUUGAAUCAAUCGAAACGAAGCCGAGGUCUGUGGUGAAACAAAAAAAAACGCCAGUAAGGAAAACAAGUGAGUGGUUAAUUUCAAAUCAGUGGUUGUAGGAAAAAAAUCAAGCAACACAGAAGUCAAGCUUCAAGACGUAUCGCUUGACCGAAGGAAUUGUUUUUUUAAGGUUAGUGUGGUAUCAGCUAAAACUUGUGUAGUUGAACAGCACCGAAUCGAGUGCCGGUUUGGUACGGUUGUGUUCGACCACAACGAAAUUCAAGUGCACACGACAUCGUGAAGAAUUAUCGACAUUCGAUCGACAUUAUAUGAUGCAGUAAGCCGUUUUUUGUUCCUGGUGAUACCUCGAAAAUUAGUAACGGGGUUUUCGCGGUCGAAUAUCGACCGAUACGCAGCAGGUCGUCAAUAUGUUGCAGUGAGGAAUUGAGGACGGCGACGAAGAAAAACGCUUCGUUUCAGUUUGGUUUCGGUUGGUUCGUUUGUUUUUGUACGUGUAACAAUUGAACCGGAAAGUAAACGUUGGAGCCGAACUUCUUGGGAUUAAGCUGCAGUGAAUAGAGACUGUCGUCGGUUGGUUCCAGCUGACAAAAAGCCGAUUGCCAUACGAGGGUUCGUCCAGAAUGGAUACCUCAAGGACUUUGUUUAAAGUUACGAUGUCUCGGACAAAGUUGAUGCCCGGAGUGCUGCUACCGCUGCUGGUGCUGCUGCUCGGCGUCCAAACAGUGUUCGCCGACAAAACGAUGGACACCCGGGAGGGCGAGGAUGUGACGCUCAAGUGUCGCUUCAACGAACACUACUCGGACCGGGAGUACUCGUACUAUUGGGCUCGCCAAAGUCUGAACAAGUACGACAAUGUGGCCAUCAAGGCGGACACCUUCAACCAGAACCACAAAAUCGACUACCGCCCGGACAAGGGCAUCUACGAUCUGCAGAUUAUGAAUGUGUCCUACGCGCGCGACAACGGCCGCUACGAGUGCCGCAUCAAGCUGGUUGGCGACGGUGAAGUCAUCUACGAGGACUACUACAAUCUGACGGUGCUGACGCCUCCCCAGCCGCCGCUGAUCUUUCCCGGUAGCGAAACGACCGCCACCGAGGACAAAGCUCAGGAACUGACCUGCAGCAGCGUCGGCGGUUCGCCGGAUCCGAUGAUUUCUUGGUACCGCGAGGGAAGCACCACACCGCUGGCAGCCAAUCUGAUUACCGGCGGGUCCCGGGACAUGCAAACCACCAGCACCCUAACCAUCAUUCCGCGCCGCGAGGACGACGGUGCCAAGUUCAUGUGCGUCGUCUGGAACCGCGCUUUGCCCGAGGGACAGCGGCUCGAGACGGUUACGAUGCUGUCCGUCAACUACUUCCCGCGCGUUGACAUCGGACCGGAAAACCCUCUGAGUGUCGAACGUGACCAGACGGCCAAGCUGGAAUGCAACGUGGAUGCCAAACCGAAACCGGAACGUGUGCAGUGGACUCGCAACGGACGGUUCAUUUCGUCCCAUACGGUACACACCAUCCAUCGGGUUUCGCUGCAGGAUGCCGGGAAGUACGCUUGCUCGGCCGACAAUGGACUCGGCAAGGUGGGCGAGCAGGAAAUUGCGCUGAAUGUCCUCUAUCCACCGAUCGUGCACGUCGAAUCGAAGACGAAGGAAGCGGAAGAGAAGGAAAUGGUUCAGAUUAAGUGUAACGUAACGGCGAAUCCUCCGCCGGUAACGAUCGAGUGGCUGAAGGAGGGUGAGAUGGAAUUCCGUCAAAUUGGUGAAACGCUGACGUUGCGUGAUGUGCGAGCUGAAGAUGCUGGGACUUAUGUCUGCAGGGGUAUAAAUAUUAUGAAACCGUACGGUGGAAAAACUUUGGAACGAGAGGGUAACGCCUCGAUUGCUUUGCUUGUACGGCAUCGUCCCGGACAGUCAGUGAUUACUCCGGAGAAACCGGUGGUUCACGUUGGGAAUAGUGUUAGCCUGAUGUGUAAGGCUGAUCCCCCUGGUUGGCCGCUAGCUCAGUACCGUUGGUAUCGGGAUGUCGGAGGGGAAAUUUCAACUACCGUGAUUGCUCAGGGUGCUCAGUAUCUGAUUCCGAAAGCCGGGCUGCAAAGCGAGGGCAAGUACUAUUGUCAUGCUGGAAAUGAUCUCGGAAACGGUGGAAUGGCUAGUGCGACUUUGGAGGUACAUCAACCUCCGCAAUUUUUGGCCAAGCUGCAGUCCAAUAUGAUUCGUCGAGCUGGCGAAACUGAUUUUACGGUUACGUGCAGUGCCAAGGGUAAACCUGAGCCCACAAUUACGUGGUUGAAGGAUGACAUAGAAAUUACCCCCGAUUUGCACAUGUUCGAUGUGAAGACGAACGUUGCGAAGGGUCCUAAUGGUAUGGUCACGGUGCAAAGUAUGCUUAGAUUUGCCGGAAAGGUGCGUUCUAAUGGGAAUGAUCUUAUGUCCGGGGAUCGCGGUCAGUACACUUGCUUGUAUGAAAAUGAGGUUAAUAAGGCCAACUCUACCAUGCACUUGAAGAUUGAACAUGAACCGAUUGUUUUACAUCAGUAUAAUAAAGUGGCCAACGAUAUUAAGGAAACUGCCGAAGUUGUGUGCAAGGUUCAAUCGUAUCCCAAACCCGAGUUUUUGUGGCAAUUUGGAAGCAAUACAGCUCCGCUGAGUAACAGCGAUCAUUACGAAAUCGGAUCUUCAUCGGACAGCAACGACGUCUACAUGAGUGUGCUAAAGAUUAAUAACUUGCGCCAUCAAGAUUAUGGGGACUAUCACUGUCGUGUUUCGAACGCACUGAAUACCAUCCAUGUGCCAAUCCGGCUGCAACCGAAGGGUCCACCGGAGAAGCCAACGAAGCUGAAAGCUGUAGAACUUGGUCCGAAUUAUGUCGUACUCUCCUGGACGCCCGGCUUUGAUGGAGGCCUUACCAAUACGAAAUACUUCGUUUCCUAUCGUAAAAUUGUAAUUCCGAACGAAAGUCUCGUUACCGACGAAUGUGCCGUUGUUUCUGCUAGCGGAGCCGAAUGGAUGGAGUUCGACUGCCAACGGGAAGUUCCCUGUUCCAUUACUCCCCUUGAUCAUCACCAGAGUUACGUGUUUAAGGUGAAAGCUCUGAACACCAAGGGAGUUUCGGAGCAUUCCAACGAAAUCAGUGCCACGACAAAGGUAGAGAAAGUGCCCGUUCCUCAGCAGGCUUCGUUCGAUCCGGAAACGCGCAUUCUUGCUCUGAGCGUUGGACCCACGUGCCUUUCGAUGAUCGCCAUCGUGGAGUCGGUGAUUUACGGUGAUACACCAAUGGCGGCUUGGCACAUUAUCGAGACUAUCGAACUGCAGGUCAAUGGACACGAACCGACCUAUAAGGAGCGAAAGAUCGAACACUUCGUAGCCAACAGGAGAAAUAAUGGACGGUCGCUUGGAAACGGGUUGGAGGACAUUCCGCUGCCAGCGUUGGAGGAUGAGCUGAACCCGAGAGUGCGAGUUAAGUUGUGUUUGAAGAUUAAUCACGAGUACUGUGGAGAAUAUGUUGAAGCUGAUAUUGGACCAUCACUAAUUCAGGAGGCGUCCUUCGUAGAACUGCAUACUCUGAUCGGUAUCGGUGUAUCUUGCAUUGUUGCGGGUAUUUUCGUCGUUCUGCUACUGUUGUUCUGUCGCUGUAAGCGUAAGCAAUCGAAGGAAACGGCCAAAGCCAAGGAAUAUGACAUCGAUUCGAUUCACCCGUCGAUUGUGGCUCAGCAAAAUCAAGCUCCUCCACCAUACUAUUCAGCCAGCAGCCUGGAAAAUAAAGCUCUGGAACACUCGAUGGAUUUGGCAAUGGACCAGAAUGCAGCGUUGUACGCUAGUCAACAGACUUACGGAUAUCACCAGCAGAACGCCAUGAUGCCGCAAGUUCCGCAGAAUGACUGGUCCAACAUGGGUUAUGUCGAAAAUUCGUACUCAAACUCUAAUAACGGUGGAAGCGUAAACUCCCAGGACUCGAUUUGGCAGCUGAAAAUGUCAGCCGCUGCGUCCAAUUCGGCCAAUAUGAUACCACAGCACAACUACAUGGACCAGCCACUCCAGCAAAACUACGGAUAUGACCCGAUGACACACGGAGGCUACGGAGCGGUUGAUGAUUAUGCUCCCUACCCGCACUUGAUGACUACAGCCAGCCAGCACGGAGGCGAUGACUAUCACCAUAAUAUGCGCAACAGCCAGAACCCGUCCCGUCAAGACUACUGCAGCGAUCCGUACGCUUCGGUGCACAAACCGAAGAAAAGGAUGGACCAGCAUAUGGAUUUUGUUGCCGAAUCUCCGUACCACGAUGUUAGUGGCUUGCCAGACCCGUACAUGGAACAGGAUGAAGUCAAAUCACCCGGUCCGAAUCAGCACCUCUCGAUGAGCUACGACGACGCCCUGGCCCUGGAAAGUGGCUACUCCACACCGAACUCCCGCAAUCGACGAGUGAUACACGAAAUUGUCGUGUAGACGAGCAGCAACAGCAGCAGCAGCAGCCACAAUCAAGGAACGACGAAAAGGAACAACUUUUAAGGAACAAAUGCGAGCAAAACAAACAACGAAACAUUUUAAAGCCAACUUAAGAAUACGCGCAAAAUUUACGUUAAAGUACGCAGAUGGCAGCAUAGUUCAAAUUGACAACGUAGAAAGAGAGAGCAAAUAUUAUAACAAUAGUGCCGUUAAAAGUGAAACGACAGAGUUUAUAUCUAAAUACCUAGUAAAAACAAACAAAAAAAACGAUCAUCUGGACGGGAGGCUUCAGCCCGAGGGGCUUAUUUGAUCUCAAAUAACUCUUUCUGAGGCAAUCGCUGGAUGGUUUGGCCAAACUGUGAUUGUAAAUAUAUCCUUAAGCCUAAUGGUAGGGUUGGAGCAGCAGUUAUUUGUUUUAAUGUGAAGCUCUGAUUUUAAUUAAUGAAAGAAUGGAAGAAAAAAAACUAGGCAUAGUAAACCGUGCUCAGAAGGAAUUAUCUACAAUACAAUAUUUUAUGGUAAAUCGAACAAUAGAGGAAAAACAAAAUACGCACGAUCGUCCUGAGCCGACGAAAGCAAGUGACUUAAAUGACAACGAAAUGUAAUCUCAUAAAAAAGUGCAUGCCUAACCGAAUGUGCCAUUCUUUGUCAUACUUUAGCAAUGAUCGACACUCACUGGAUUGCAUGACGACGGAACAGAAUUAAGUGCUUAUUUUUACGAAGAUUUAGUACGAAUGGCUCGAAUAUAACAAAAAAAAUGUAUGAGAUUAUUUUCAAUCUGAACAGGAAGGGAAAAUAAGUUUGUGUAUAGCUACAAGUUGAUUCUUUUAGAGAAUGAAUCGUCAAAGUCGAAUAGUUAAAGCCUAUCGAGUAAUAGAUAAGCAAAUUGGUUUUAUAUUUAGAUAAGGCGUUAUGGUGCCAUUCACAAUUCAUUUCAAACAUCGUCGCACGUGGUUGCACACCGUUUGACGACGAGCUUGGUUCGAAACGAAUUAUGAUGAAUCUUCCACCUGAAUAUUCAUACAAAUUGCGUGACACAUGACAAUAAUUAACUUAAGAUGACAUUUUUUUAAGCAACUCAUUUUUUUUGUUUCAUACUUAUCCUUCUGUUCUUCUUAUUCUAUUACUUCGAAUCAAAUUCAACGACGUAGGUACAAAGUAACAAAGCUAGCGUCCGUAGUUCUAUUCAGAGUAGCGAAUAAUUUUGUAAAAAGCAAACUACACCGGAGAAGACGCAAACUUUGCUUAAUUUAUUAUCAAAAUUUAAAUCCUUUAGAAGAAGAAAAAACGACACGACCUGUCAUCGGUCAACCGGACACCCUUACGAGGUGUCGCCGUCCGCGUUCAAUAUUCAUCCUGCCCUAUUACUACUUCAGCAGUGUGCGGAACACUCUAAAACUGCUCACUUUGGUGAGAUAUUAUUAAACGUAUGUAAAAUGUAAAUUAGUUCACUUCGCGCGGCACGCGUCCGCGUCCACGCCUUCUGUCAUUCUACUUUCCAAGUCCGUAACUUUUGCUUCCCUCCGUUAGUUCUUAGAAUAAUGAAAAAAAUACACUCGUUUUUAAGUUAGUAAGUUUACCUACACACUUCUCCAAUCUUCUACAAACAAGGCAGAGCAGUGAGCUGCAGUUAGUUAGAAAACAGACCGAACAGAGAAAAAGUUAGGCGAGAAACGAGUAAUUAAAAACUUGUACAUACUGAAAAUCGAGCGAACGCGAAAACCGAAGCUGCUGAGUUUUCCCUGUAAAAUAGUGAAAGAAAAAUAAGCGUUCAUUACAGUUGCAAAAUGUCCCACCUGCCACAUCCGCUUCUCACUCACACCACACCGUUUCGAAUUCCGACGGACUGUGCAGACUGGACUAAUCGUUUCGUUAGCAGCCCCCCGCCGCCCUCUUGUUGCGACAACCGGAAGUGGUCAGGAGGCUUCACAAAAGCUGGCGACAACCGUCCGGAUUCGGUCGUCGGCGUCACCGUCGCCGUCGUCGUCAACCGAGCGAGGGGUAGCGGCUAGGACGUUGAUGAAAAUGUCAUCAACUUUGCUGGCUGGCUGGUGUGCAAUGCGAUAAAACCAGUUCAGUUCAGUCCAGUCCAGUUGAAAUAGCUAAAGUUUCAAGCAAUUUCUUAAAACAUUAAUUCAAAGUUUGUUAACGAAAUGAAGUUUUGUUUUUGAGUAGAGGCAACGAGAAAAUAACCGGUACUUACACUACGACGAAAGCAAAGCAAAUGGGAAACUUCUCUCAGUACCAAUUACGGAAAAACUCGGGCUCUCUCACUUGCAACGCCCAAACAGCAAUAGUGCCUAGAACAAAAAAAAUAAUAAUAAUAUGUUUAAUCGGAGGCAGGAAACUUUUCCUCUUCCACGUUAUUGCUAGAACGAGUUUCGUGUAAAUAUUGACUGAAAUUAUUUUUACUUUAAGAGGAUCUACUUAUUUUUUAGUACAUUUUGUAAGUAAUUAAUUAGUUGCUAGGUUAACUUUUU